Messenger RNA from Camelina sativa (false flax), 4121 nucleotides. NCBI's taxonomy places the organism in Eukaryota, Viridiplantae, Streptophyta, Magnoliopsida, Brassicales, Brassicaceae. The record is from RefSeq and is a predicted model, not a curated record.
AAUCUCUCUCUGCACGCACUUCCGUAAAGACAAAAAGAACCCCCCCCCCAAAGUCCGUUCUUCUUCACCAUCAUCAAUUCUACAACCACAAAAGCUACACGAUACUCAGACACCUCUCUCACUGUCUUCUUCUUCUUCUCUCAUAUUCUUUUAUUUUUUCAUAUUUUAUUCGUUGUCUCUAUCGUCGAUCUGAGACGAAUUCUGUCCGUAACCCUCGCUGCCCGAGAUCUGAGAGUAAAAUCUCCGAUUCCUUGCUUCAAUUUUUUUUUAUCUAUAGAUGACAAUGAGAACUCCUGGGACACCUGUUUCGAAGAUAGACAGAACACAAGCUGUAACACCAGGUGGAAGCUCAAGAUCCAGAGAGGAGAAGAUUGUUGUUACUGUAAGGUUAAGGCCACUGAACAAGAAAGAACUGUUAGCUAGAGACCAAGUUGCUUGGGAAUGUGUGGAUGACCACACCAUUGUGUCUAAACCACAAUUUCAAGAACGUCUGCAUCACCAGUCCUCAUUUACAUUCGAUAAAGUUUUUGGACCAGAGAGUUUAACAGAAAACGUGUAUGAAGAUGGUGUUAAGAAUGUUGCAUUGUCUGCUUUGAUGGGCAUAAAUGCAACAAUAUUUGCCUAUGGACAAACGAGCAGUGGAAAGACAUACACCAUGAGAGGAGUAACUGAGAAAGCUGUCAAUGAUAUUUACAAUCACAUAAUUAAGACCCCUGAAAGAGAUUUUACUAUCAAGAUUUCUGGACUGGAAAUAUAUAAUGAAAAUGUUAGAGAUCUCCUGAAUUCAGAUUCCGGCCGUGCCCUUAAACUCCUUGAUGACCCUGAGAAAGGUACUGUGGUUGAAAAACUGGUAGAAGAAACAGCUAAUAAUGAUCAACAUUUGCGGCAUUUGAUUAGUAUUUGUGAAGCUCAAAGACAAGUUGGGGAAACUGCUUUGAAUGAUACCAGCUCGCGGUCACACCAGAUAAUCAGACUGACGAUACAAAGUACUCACCGUGAAAAUUCAGAUUGUGUGAGGUCAUACAUGGCUAGUCUGAACUUUGUGGACUUAGCAGGAAGCGAAAGAGCAUCACAAUCGCAGGCAGAUGGAGCGAGACUCAGGGAAGGUUGCCAUAUCAAUCUUAGUCUAAUGACACUUACAACAGUCAUAAGGAAAUUAAGUGUGGGGAAAAGGAGCGGACAUAUACCUUACAGAGACUCCAAACUUACUAGGAUUUUACAGCAUUCACUAGGUGGGAAUGCCCGAACAGCCAUUAUAUGUACACUGAGUCCAGCUUCGGCUCAUACUGAACAAUCAAGAAAUACUCUAUCUUUCGCUAACCGAGCCAAAGAAGUUACAAACAAUGCCCACGUGAACAUGGUUGUCUCUGAUAAGCAACUAGUGAAACAUCUUCAGAAAGAAGUGGCUAGAUUGGAGGCCGAGCGUAGAACCCCUGAUCCAUCAAGAGAAAAGGAUUUUAAGAUCCAGCAGAUGGAAAUGGAAAUCGAAGAGCUUAGGAGACAAAGAGAUGAUGCACAAAUUCAACUUGAGGAGUUGCGCCAAAAGCUUCAAGGGGAUCAGCAACAAAAUAAGGGCUUAAAUCCUUUUGAAUCUCCAGACCCACCGGCUAGAAAAUGUCUUUCCUAUUCUGUUGCCGUGACGCCUAGCGCAGAGAACAAAACCAUAAACCGGAAUGAGAGAGCAAGAAAGACUACGAUACGCCAAUCUAUGAUACGGCAAUCAUCAACUGCUCCUUUUACAUUGAUGCAUGAAAUCCGCAAACUUGAACACCUUCAAGAACAGCUAGGGGAGGAAGCAACAAAAGCUCUUGAAGUGUUGCAGAAGGAAGUAGCUUGCCAUAGACUAGGGAAUCAAGAUGCAGCUCAGACGAUAGCUAAGCUUCAAGCAGAGAUAAGGGAGAUGCGUACUGUUAAACCAUCCGCAAUGCUUAAAGAUGUUGCGGGUGUUGGAGAUGGCAUAGCUACUAACAAGAGCGUAAGUGCCAAUCUCAAGGAAGAGAUAACAAGGCUCCAUUCACAAGGAAGCACCAUUGCAAAUCUAGAGGAGCAACUUGAGAGUGUUCAGAAGUCAAUAGAUAAGUUGGUGAUGUCUCUUCCGAGCAAUAUCAAUGCUGGAGAUGAAACCCCAAAGUCAAAGAAUCAUCAUCAAUCAAAGAAGAAGAAGCUUCUUCCUUUGACACCAAGCAGUGUAUCCAACCGCCAGAACUUCUUGAAAUCUCCAUGCUCUCCUCUUUCCGCUUCUAGGCAAGUCUUGGAUUGUGAUGCUGAGAACAAAGCUCCUCAAGAGAACAACAAUUCUGGAACUAGAGGGGCAACGACACCACAAGGGUCUGAGAAAGAGACUCCUCAGAAAGGAGAAGAAAGCGGAGAUGUGUCGUCAAGAGAUGUGUCGUCAAGAGAAAGCACUCCAGGCUACAGGAGAUCAAGCUCUGUGAACAUGAAGAAAAUGCAGCAAAUGUUCCAAAACGCAGCAGAGGAGAACGUGAGAAGCAUAAGAGCAUACGUAACUGAACUCAAAGAACGUGUAGCUAAACUACAGUACCAGAAACAACUUCUCGUUUGUCAGGUGCUUGAGUUGGAAGCAAAUGAUGGAGCAGGAUAUAGUGUAGAGAACGAGGAGAACACGAUGAUGGAAGAUGAAGAGCAGAAUCAAGUAGCGUGGCAUAUAACUUUCAUAGAGGAAAGACAACAGAUCAUAGAGCUGUGGCAUGUCUGCCACGUCUCGAUAAUCCACAGGACACAAUUCUAUCUACUGUUCAAAGGUGAUCAAGCCGAUCAAAUCUACAUGGAAGUCGAGCUAAGACGGUUAACUUGGUUAGAACAGCAUCUAGCAGAAGUAGGUAACGCAACUCCAGCUCGAAACUGCGACGAAUCCAUAGUUUCUCUAUCUUCAAGUAUAAAAGCAUUGAGAAGAGAGAGAGAGUUUUUGGCGAAAAGGGUGAAUUCGAGACUGACGCCUGAGGAGAGAGAGGAGUUGUAUACGAAAUGGGAUGUGCCAUUGGAAGGGAAACAGAGGAAACUCCAGUUCGUGAACAAGCUAUGGACAGAUCCUUACGACUCAAGGCACGUGCAAGAGAGUGCAGAGAUAGUUGCGAAGCUAGUUGGAUUCUGUGAAAGUGGUAACAUAUCAAAAGAGAUGUUUGAGCUCAAUUUCGCCGUGCCUUCUGAUAAAAGACAGUGGAACAUUGGUUGGGACAACAUCUCUAAUCUUCUUCAUCUGUGAAGAAACAUUUUUUCUUUUUCUUUAGUGUGUUCUUAUUAAUUUGUAAACCAUUGAACCAAAAAAAACAAAACGCUGCGUUUUUGAGUUGAAAACAAGUUAUGCGCCACGUGAGAUAUUUUAGAAGACUCUCUCUCUCCUCGUUCUUUUCGCUGGACAACCGUCUCAUAAACAUAUCUCAGCUACUAUAACCAAAACAACAUUUUUUAUAUAUAUUGUUCUCUGGAAUUAUUCCUUAAUUGCUUCAUCACUGUCUUGUCGAUCCUGCUUCUCUCUUUUACUCGAAGCUCUGUUUUUUAUUUUAUUUUCCCGUUCUGAAAAACCCCAAAUUUUGAUUUCCUUUUUUUUUUUUUUGGUAAAGGCGAUACAAAAUCGUCUUUUGAAUUUGCUUCGUUUAUGACCUGUUCAAGUAGAGGAACGAUCGUAAUUGCUACUCUAAACCCAUUUCUAAGGUUACCCAUCAAACAAUCUUCCGGAUUUCAUGUAAACCGGACUCGAAUUCGAAAUGAUCUCUCCAUCAGUGUCGUAGCUAUUCCACCAUCAUCAUCAGUGUCGGUGGACACGAUGAUGCCAAUGAUGAGAUUAAGAAGAUCAUCACAGAAGAAGAGCAAGAGGAACAUCGGUUGCGGUGUUUCCCCUUCUUCUUCGACGACGACGACGAAGACGGUGGUUGAUGAAGAAGUGGCUGUGAGACGGGAUUUGGCUAUGAGGCGGGUUUUGGAGGAUAACGGUGGCGAUGGAAGCUCCGUCAGAGAUUUCUCGCUAUUCACGUCCAAGAGAGGUGACACGUUGUUCACUCAGUCAUGGACACCUGUUGACUCUUCUAAGAUCAGGGGACUUGUUGUUCUGCUACAUGGUCUGAACGAACACAGUGGCAGGUAUAGUAAUUUCGCAAAGCAGC